AUGGGCAAUGGUGCAGGAGUAUUAUUGAUCGAUCCUUAUGGAGUACAUAUUCCCUUCGUUGUGAAGCUUAGUUUCCCAACGACAAAUAACACGGCUGAAUAUGAAGCUUGCAUGUAUGGAAUCAAAGCAGCUUUAGCUGGUGCAAAAAAUAUCACAGUAUACGGUGAUUCUUAUCUCAUAAUUUCCCAUACUAUUGAAGCUUGGAAAGUUUGGGAUGAAAGGUUACAAAUGUACACGGAGUAUCUUCAACAAUUUAUCCCAUUCUUUAAACAAAUAGAGUUCAAACAUCUCCCUCGUGAGCAAAAUAGCUUCACCGAUGCUUUGGCAAAUCUUGCGGUAAAUUUGACUUGGGAUUAUGAUGUGAAGGUACAAUCAGUAACUUUUGUAGAAAAAGAAAUUCCAAUGGUUAAUUUUGAACCAACAAUUGCUUUAUUAACCCAAGAAGAUGAUGAGGAUGCUUGGUAUACUGAUGUUAAGAAGUAUUUAAUCGAUGGAGAAUAUCCUGAAGGAAGUCACAAGAAGGAUCAGUUGGCUAUUUGA
Chenopodium quinoa (quinoa) is the source of this 540-nucleotide messenger RNA. RefSeq lists its product as uncharacterized. Gene Ontology annotation, molecular function: nucleic acid binding; RNA-DNA hybrid ribonuclease activity. NCBI's taxonomy places the organism in Eukaryota, Viridiplantae, Streptophyta, Magnoliopsida, Caryophyllales, Amaranthaceae. The coding region runs from base 1 to 540 and encodes 179 amino acids. The transcript has a single exon. The record is from RefSeq and is a predicted model, not a curated record.